Messenger RNA from Trichobilharzia regenti, 6269 nucleotides. The record is from the annotation of a GenBank genome assembly. Lineage: Eukaryota; Metazoa; Platyhelminthes; Trematoda; Strigeidida; Schistosomatidae.
UGCGGCUGACGUACUCAGUCAAAAAUUAGAAUACAUGACACUGUGUUGUAUAUAUGGGGAAUAGACCUUCGAGUAAAAAUUUUAUCCGUAUUACUUCUUCCCUGAAAUUAAUCGACAGGCAGACAUAUAUACAGGUAGCAUAUUGUGAGCCACGUGUUAAUAAGUCUCACAGUCGAACUCAUCUAUACCCAGACGUGUGAGAUACGAUCAAAUCACACACACGAGUUAAUCUACGCAGCCCCUGUCUACCACUUGUACUACUACUACUGCAAAUAAUCAUAGUAAUAAUAAUAACAGUCACAUAAGCAGCGUGUCAAGGUGAUUUCUACUAUCAUACACACAUAAAUAGAGACAUACACACACAACUCUGGGGCACAAAAACAUAUCACUGGUUAUCUUGCCUUCUGCCUCUAGGCCUCCCAUCUGUCACUAUAUAAAUUGGUGGAUCACACAUUUUAUGCCACAUUUUACUGUAUGAUACAGUUCGACGUGUAAAUUAUUAUUAUCUUGAGUGAUUUAUCACUUGAAGAAUUAAAAAUUGUCACACCCACAUUCAUACAAUAAUUUGUAUUUCGAAGAAACUUGAUGUUAUAAAAAGCUUCAUUGCAUUCCAUUUUUAACCACAAUUCACAAAGUAUUAUCGCCGUUGUGCUUUCAUUCAAUUACAAGAGAAAAACAAAAAAUCCUCUCUAUUCUUUCCUUUGCCUACCUGAACAUUAAUAACAACAACAGCGAAAAAGAAAGAAGAAUGUGGAUGCAAGAUUGUGAUCAAUGUGCUUCAGCUAAAUUAGGAGGUUUACAGGUGUGGAUGCAACACUUAACAGAUGAACACGCCAUACCAACUGAAUGGCCAAGUGAUCGUGCUGCUAAACUAACCGGCACCAAUGCUCUACGACCGUAUACAACUAUUGCGGAAUCAAAAAAGAAACGAAGAAAAGAUAGUAUUCCAAGACCACUGAACAGUUUCAUGGUUGCUAGCAGCCAGCGAGAAAUCAACAAUAAUAAUACUAAUAAUGUGGAUCCUCUCUUUACAGAUAAAAAAAUAUCCUCAUAGGCAUUAUUUGUUCAAUUUCACAAGAUCUCUUUGUUUUACAUUUUCUUACAGCUAUUUGCACAACACAUUCGUCGUAAUGUACUCCGUGUAUUCAGUGACGCAUCAAAUUCUGUUAUAAGUCAACAACUGGGCGAUUUAUGGCGUACAGUGCCCAGAAGUUGUCGUAAUCAGUAUGAUGAUGAGGCGAAUCGACUAGUUAAAAUUCAUCAGAUUGAAUUUCCUAAUUACAAGUAUCAACCAAAAAAGCGUCAGAUUACAUCGACUGUAAGCAGUACAACAGAACACCACUCUCGUACACCUAUUCAUCAUCACCAUAACAACAAUAAUAGCAACAACCACAACAACAACAACAUCAAUGCUAACAUCAACGUUAGUGGAAUAAAUGCUAAUACACAGUCAGUUAUGUCGGUGACGAUACGCGAUGAUCAAACUUCAACGACGAAGUUGGUCUCUACUAGUUUAAUUAAGUCGAAUAACGAAUACAGUCAUACACAGUCGUGUUCGGCAACAAGUAAACCUCCAUGCGUGAGUCGUGGUUAUUCUUCACUGAACGGACAGACUAGUAAUUCUGUUCUAAGAAAUCAAGUGAACGGUAUACUGAGUGUUGGAAGUCAUAGGAGUAGUGGGGGAAAUCUAAUCAACAACUUUGAAACAAGCCCGCUAAAGCAAACUUGUAACACAAUCUAUGCUAAAUUGGAGUCGAAACCAUUGAGUAUUAAUACUAUUAAUAGUAUCAACGCCGGUAUUGCCGCCAGUAAUAACAACAAUAGUCAAACACUAUCAUUCAGACCAAGUUCACAUAGUCUGUCCGCCGUCCUUCCACCACUGCUAACAUUAUCUCAGCAUACAGGUGAUCAGUUUCAAAAUGGAAUAUGUGAUUCAGCUUAUGCAUCUGGGAUAAACAGCUCCUCCUCGUCAUCAGCAUCUUCACCAGCAGUCGGUGAACUGAUCUCUCCGGCUAAGUCAUGUUCGUCUACAUCGUCUAUUAAUAAAACAAAUAAAACAUCGCCUAUUCGUAGAAAAAUCCACUUCAUCCCUAUCAGACCACAAUCACAACAACUACCACCUGUGGUUAAUCAGCCUACACGUCAACGAUUUCUAUCUGCUAACAAUGGCACCAGUUUGUCGAGUGGUACUGGUCUACAAAUGAAUGGAUUCCAGUUUAAAUCGCAAUCAGAGAAUGUAAUAAUUUCACGGAUGUCUAAUGAUCAAGUAAGGCAGCCACAAAAAUAUUCUGGUGAAGAAAUAAAUGAAACCAUUCUGCUGCACGAUAACGACUUGCUGACAACGGAUAUCUUAACACCAGUUUACAUACAACUGGAUCAUGAAGGGCGAGGUCCUACAGAAGGUUUGAUGUUCACACUACCACCCGGUACAGCAAUAAUUCAGACAAAUGGAGAUAUUGGACGCAUACCUUUCCAGACAAACUCAUCUCAUCCAACAACAACAACAUCUACCACGAGACGCAUUUAUAUAUCUAACGGGAAUCGGAUUAUACCAACUGUGCCUAAGUCAGUACAAGUUGUACAACCGUUGAAAGUGAUGAAUGUCAUGCAUCAAAACUCGUCAUGUACAGAUUCUGUCACGUGUAGUCCAGCUGUCAAUUCAGAGAUGCUGUCUUCCUCACCAUAUAGUUGUAAUUCUUCACCAACUUCUGUUGUCUCACCGUUAUCUGGUGAUGUGUUUCUCCCUAUGCAACAAGUUGAAGUCGUUUCCAGCUCUAAUAUUCAAAAACGAGAGUCGCCUUGCAUGAACAUCUAUCAAUUUGAUGCACAGAAUGAAUCAGACAUAUGCAUAGAGGAAGAAAUAAUGAUGGAUGAAGAAAGGAUGACAAAUUUUAAUUCACAACAGUCAGAUACAAUGACAAAUAUUAUCAGUAUGGAUGAAUGUAUGGAAGGAACGAACGAAUCAUUCUCGUCUUCCAUUCUUCCCCAUUGGUCGUCUAACCUACCAACUAGUGAAUCGAUGGAACCGUCUUUAUCGUCAUCAUCUAAAAUGUCGAGAAUAAUGACAUCGGUUGCAGCAACGAUGACACCGACAACAACAACAACGACAAGAAUCAAAGUGGAAGACGAUCGUCAACUGUCACCUGGAUAUAUGACAACUGCUAGGCUUCCACCAUUGUCUGUAGAUGUAAUGAAAUCUGUAAACAGAAAUCUAAUCUCAUCAUCAUCGUUAUCAACAACCAUAUCUAACCAUACAAGUUGUAUUAUUAAUGAAAAUGAUAUAUCCGAUACCGAUUUCCCUAUAAGCACAGAUGAUAAUUUCGAUUCAAGUUUUGAUGCAAUGAUGAAUUCAAUUGAUAUUACAACAUUUUUACCCGGUACAUUUCAAUCGAAUGAAGAACAUCAAUUUAAUGGGGAUUAUGAUAAUGAUUUAAAUCGACAAUUGCAGUCCACUUCAUAUGAUCUAGAAUAUUCUAAUAUCAAUGAACAUGAUGCGGGUAAUGAUAAUAAUAGUAAUAAUAACAAUAAUACUAGAAAUAAUGACAACACUGAUAAUCAUCCAAUGAAGGUCGAUGAAUUCGACGAUACUUGUCAGAGGAUGACUGCAUCACCAUUCAUUGAUGAGCAUACUUCAACACUAUAUCAUAUUAAACCUGAUAUUGAAUUUUCGAAUAAUCAUGAAUCAUAUACCAGUAGUAAUACUAAUGCUACUAUGAAUGGUACUAUGACUGUGAGUAGUGCUUCAUCCUUGCUACAAAGCGAUAAUGAUUAUUUUCCACACAAACAAAUGUCAAAUUUAUCAAAGUCUUCAUUUUGUUCACAACCAUCGUCAUGUCUAUUAUCACAGGCAUCAGGUGUGCCAACGACAGCUUCAUCGGUUAGAAUGAAUUCAUUAGAAGAGAUAUUGAAUAGUGCUCCACAAAUUUAUUCAUCAUCUUUAGCUGAUUUGGAUUCGUUAGAUAAGUCAAGUUUAUUCGUUAUAAAACCUGAUUGGUCUGUGGCGGCAUAAUAAACAACGACCACGUUGAGCAUUUAACAUUCUAAAUUUUGUUUGCUGAACAUGUGUUUAUUUGGGCGUGUGUGUGUUUGCGUAUGGGCCAGCGUGCUUGCGUGCGUGCGUGCGUAUAUCUCUUUUAGUUACACAUAUAACAAAUGCAUACAUGCACAGACAUACAAUAUAAUAUAUUCUCUCAGCAUAUCUAAGUUGCAUAACUCAGGUGUUCGUUUUUUUUCGUUUCCUUAUUUAAAUAACAUUAAAACAUUUUUUAAGUAAACCAUUGAAAAUGGUACAAUUUUUGCUAACUUCAUAUUUAAUAUCUUAAUAUCUAUCUAUUCAAUAUAUACACCUAAAUAUCUAUAUUCAUUCGUACGAAAUUUUCAUACACAUUUGUUUAUCUGCAUUAAUAUUUAUAAGUAUGGUGUGCAACCCGCUGGAUUCAAGCAUUUAACGAUACAAACACACACACACUGAUUCUCGAACUUCAUCACUUAAUUUUAUACUGAUAAAAAAAACACCGACAAUCCUAAGUUUUCUACGUACAUAUAUAUGCACACAUACAUAUAUAUUUUUCUUCUCUGAAAGUAGUAUUUAUAAUAUUUAUGUAUAAUAUGCUGAUUAUCAAACUGGUUGGAUAUUUUCUCUGCAGUUGAAUAAAACUAAUAUUUUCUUCAGGUUGUACAGUACACACACUUUUCCCCUUUGUGCUUUCUUAGUUCUACAGUUGUUUUUUUUUUACUAAAAAAACCUAUUUUAUAAUAAAAAUUGAAAUUAGUCAUACUACUUGCCAGUAAUUUUUUAAUAGUAGUCAUUAGUAGUAAUGUAAUGUAAUGACUAUUUAGUAUUAGUCUGUAAUUGAUACUGUUAGCUCUAUGGGGUAGUCAGUUUAUUUGGAUCAAGUAAUACUCUUAGUUAGUUAGUGUUGAGGCAAAUUUCCAUAUUUUGUGUUUCUCUCCUUCCUCUUUAUCCGUUUUUGAUAAUGACCACUUCUUCUUGAAGUUUAUUCACACACUCAAUCAACUGAUCAUCUCAGGACAAUUGAAAUUCUACUUUUUCAUAUAUGCACACAGAUAAUAUAUUCUUGGAAAUUUAUGUUAUUUCUUUUUUUUAAUCAACACGCAUAGAAAUGCAUUAGAUGUGAACAGUAAUUUUUGAAUGAUCUGCCUUCAUCUUUUUCAUUUAUAGCUGUUAAUACACACAUACACAUAUACGCAUACAUAAUGCUGCUAUCACCUUUUAUUCACUAGAGUAUUCCUCUUUUUUGGGAGUGAAGUGUUCUAUGAAGCUGUUCAGCGUCAGCGUCAACAACACAGGUGAUGACGGCAUGGAAGGGAGGAAGAACAUCGACAGCAUGGAAGGGAAUGAAGCUAAGCAUCAUGUGUCGACUCUUUCUACUCUCCUUGUCUCUGUCUCAAAAGUGUGCAAAACGCUGAAUCCUCGCACAUAUAUAUAUAUAUCUGGUUUCAUAUGCGAACAAAUGCACAUGAGUAUAAAUCAUUGAGUCAUACAAUCACUGAUUUAUUCAGUCAUUCACUCUCUCUCUAAUUCAUCUACUUAUUGAUUCAUUUACUGUUUCAAUUGUCUCAGGUGGUGCCAUUUUCUACUCACACUUAGUCUUUUAUGAAUAUAAUCUAUUAUAUUAUUACUAUUUUUUGAAACUUUUAGGGAAGUUUUGUUUGUCGGUUUUCGUUUUUAUUUUGUUUGUUGUUGAUGUUGUUUUACUACUCUAUAUUACUAUUUUUGUCCCUUUCUCUCUCUCUCUCCCUCGUCUCAUCUACUUCAUAUGGGAUGAAACGAAGUGAACUCAUCAUUCAGGGCCACUAUAUCACUGUGUGUGAGUGUGUGUGUUUGUGUACCAUUACGGCUGCUAAUAUUACUUACUAUUUAAUGAUACUUUUUAAUGGAUAUUAAUUUUUGCCUCACAUCAACACAAACUAUACAUAUAUGAGUGUGUGUGUGUGUGUGUGUAUACAGUGGUAGCUGGAAAUAAUAAUGAAGGAGGAGUGAGCAGUGAUCAGACUGAAGGUUAAUAUUACUUGUCCUGCAAGUACUACUACUACUGCUACAACAGACAUUACAGACAUCAAUACUGACAUCGACAAUGUCCUUUCACUAUAAAAUGCAAACAAAAUUGUAAUGUUUUAUGAAUUUGCCUUGUUUUGUUUGUUUGUUUGUCGGGGUUUGUUUAUUUGUUUUGUUUUUUUAAUAAAAAAAAGAAGUGAAAAAUGAGAAAAUAAUUAACACAGAAGAAUAAAGAAACAUUGUUGAACAA